AUGAUUACGAAAACAGACAAAAAAGAGAGUAAUAUAGAUAUCGAGAGUGUUGACUUGCAACAACUGGAAGCACCAGACCAACAUCACCCCAAUUUUUUCGAGUUAGAGUUGACUAGGAAGCAAAAGUUAGCACUUUUCUGGUCCAAAAAGAGCCCUAGGGCUAAGGAAAAAAGGCAGAAAUUUUUUUUUUGGAACCCACCAGGAAGAUCAGCUUAUGAGAAGAACUUGGUGUUCAAGUUGGACUGUAUUAUCUUAUCUUAUUGUUGUUUAUCAUUUUUUGUUAAAUAUUUGGACCAAUCUAAUGUUAAUAAUGCCUAUGUUUCCGGUAUGAAGGAAGCGUUGGAUAUGGAGGGAAAUAUGUUUAACUGGCUUAAUCAAGGUUUUUUACUCACCUACGGUAUUUUUGGAUUAUUUGGUUCUUUGCUAAUCACCAAAAUAUCCCCUCACAUCGUACUUCCACUCUUUGAGGUCAUAUGGUCAGUCUUAUGUCUUUUGGUCAUCACCUGUGAUACUUAUCCAAAACUUGUGGCAAUCAGAUGUCUUCAGGGUGCUUUUUCAGGUAUUGUUUACCCUGCUUGCCACUAUAUUUUGGGAACUUGGUAUACUCCAGCUGAACUAACUGCUCGAACCGCUAUAUUUGUCUCAUCUGGUUCUCUCGGAACUAUGUUUGGUGGUUAUAUUCAAUCUGGAAUUCAUAAAUCUCUCGAUGGGAAAGCUGGAUUACCUGGUUGGAAAUGGAUUUUCGUGAUUGAUUUUCUUAUUACUAUUCCUGUGGCAACCUUUGGUUAUUUUAUCCUUCCUGGUGAGCCUUCUAAGCCAAGGGCGUCCCGCUUUUUGAAUGACCAAGAUUUUGAAUUUUGCUGUAAAAGAAUUGAAGUCGUCGAAAAUGUUGAAACAGUUAACAAAUUUGACUUCAGUGUUGUUAAAAGAGCCAUUUUUUCUUGGCAGCUAUAUGUUUUCGUUAUAGCAUAUGUUCUCAGUCAACUUACUGAGGAAUGUACUAAUUAUUGGAAUAUCGUAUUGCAAGACCAAGGUUUUAAUAUUUACAAUAGAAAUACUUACCCAACUGUUCAAUCUGCAGUCAAAGUAGUUUCAAGUCUUAUUGCUGGGCUCUAUAGCGGUAUACGGGGAAAAAAAUGGGAAAUAUACGUUAUCAUUUGUUUUUUUUGGAUAAGUGGUCUUGCUACUUUGGUUAAGUACGAUGUUCCCUUUGGUGCUCAAUUCUAUGCAAAUUCAGUUUUAGGUGUUUGUGCAGCGUAUUCUGUGAUUAUCAUCAGUUGGGCGAAUGAAAUGUGUAAAGAAGAUGAUCAGUUGAGAGCUACUGUCCUAGGGUCCCUUAAUUUCAUAUUUGUUGUGUUAGAUGUACCGUAUGCAACACGAGUAUUCGAUACUAAUAAUGCUCCAAGGUUUAGAUUAGGUAUGACUAUAGGAUUAACAUUUUGUUGCUUUUUGUUUUUAUUCAACGGAGUUCUUGUUAUGUUUGACAGAUAUCAAAAUAGAAUCAGAGAUCUCUUUGAUGAUAAGUUCAACAAGGACAUCGAGGUUGAAGAAAUAAUUUCAAAAGAUCCAGAAAAGAGUAUAAUAUCUCAUUAA
This is a messenger RNA of Debaryomyces hansenii CBS767, 1593 nucleotides long. RefSeq names its product DEHA2A02772p. The coding region runs from base 1 to 1593 and encodes 530 amino acids. Lineage: Eukaryota; Fungi; Ascomycota; Pichiomycetes; Serinales; Debaryomycetaceae. Gene Ontology annotation, cellular component: plasma membrane. Gene Ontology annotation, biological process: pantothenate import across plasma membrane. The transcript has a single exon. The record is from RefSeq and is a predicted model, not a curated record. Gene Ontology annotation, molecular function: pantothenate transmembrane transporter activity.